This is a messenger RNA of Adineta ricciae, 2004 nucleotides long. The record is from the annotation of a GenBank genome assembly. NCBI's taxonomy places the organism in Eukaryota, Metazoa, Rotifera, Eurotatoria, Adinetida, Adinetidae.
AUGCUGUCAGACUCAACCAAUGAAUCAAAAUAUGAUAGAGAUCAAAUCGAUCUCGAAGUUCUUGUUUUCUACUCAGUUCCUAAAUCACUCAAAAUCUUGUUCAAUAUUUUUCAAACUUCAUGCACAUUUAGAUCGUUCUAUCCCAUCGAAACACUAUUGUUCGUGGGUGUGCACGAAGAACAUGUACCACUGAUUGACAUGUGUCUCGCACAGCCUGGCAGCUUUGAUGUAGAUACACAAUUAAAUGACGGUAUUAUCAAUCAAAUGAAGGAUGAUCUGGUGCAAAAUUAUCGAUUUGAUCAGAAUACCGGAACAGCGCUAUGGUUUGCGUGUUACUACGGUCAUUUAAAUAUUGUUCGUGCAUUGAUUGAACAUGGGCAUGCAGAUGUUGAUCUUCCAAAUUGUAAAUAUCAAUCACCUCUUCAUGCAGCUAUAGCUCGACAACACAUGGAUAUAGUCAGAUACUUAGUCGAACAAGCACAUGCAAGUAUUGACGAUACUCGACAUUUAAUGAUUGCGCUCAAAACGGAAAAUCGCGAUAUGAUUGAUUAUUUGUUAGAUCAAGGAUGUGAUCCAAAUACGCAUUUGCUCGAUGAACCAGUCGAUCGAACCUAUUUUGCACUGCAUUAUGCUAUUAGUCAGAUCCCUUCAAAUAUAUCAAUUGUUCAAACUCUCUUAGACAAAGGUGCUAAUCCAACGAUCCAAGAUGAAAACAAUCGAACCGCUUUACACGUGGCUGUUCAAUGUAGAGAUGAACAAAAAGUUAAAGAGAUCUUACGUUGUGAUUUUCACCAUAGACAAAGAGAUAACAAUGGCGAUACGCCAUUAAUGUUAGCUAUGACACUGGAAUCUAGAAAUGUGAUUGACGUCUUUUACAAACUCUAUCCUCGACAAGACUAUAUUGAUGAAUUGAUGUUAACAGCUUGUAAAUUGGCAUUUCAUGAGCGAUUUGCCUUUUUUGAAGAUACGUCCAUUGCGUAUAUAUUCUUUGAGCAAGCGCUACGAUUACAAGAACCGAAUGUUAGUGCUAUACCAGCAUGUGAUAUUUAUCUUUUUCGAACAGAAUGUCAAACAAUCGAUGAAUUAAUGCUGAUUCGGGACGUUCCUGAGCUGAUGUACAUCCAAGCCUUUUUAGUUUGUGAACGGCUACUUCCACAACGCGACGAAAUUCAUCUUCUCAUUCCGGAAUUGUUCAGGCUCUAUGAUAUUUAUCAUCAAGCUACGGAAUAUGAUCGUUGCAUCUUAUUGUUAAUGCACAUGUUUCCAUUGAUUUUAUCAUCGAGAGAAAACUCAUUCCGUUUUUGGCGUACAGAUUGUUUAGCACUGUUCGUGGAAUUGUUGGGGACACUUAUUGUGGAGGAUAAUAUACGGCUCAUUGAUGAGAUUGUGAAAGCGUUCGGAUUCGUUUACCGUAUGACAGAUAAUCUUUCCGAGUUAGUUUACCCGUGUCUAUAUGUUGCUUAUGCGAUAGAAAACGAUCAAUUUAGUCUAAAGAACAGACAUCAAUUACUACAAUAUGUAAAGGAAGCUGUGCAUCGACAAUUGGAAAUUGGCUUUAGACAUCUCUUGGAAAGCGUUUCGCGACAAUGUGUUUUUGGGUCUGAUGAUCCAUUUUUCCGAAGGAUUACCCCUGUGAAUGUGAUUCGAAUGCUGAUUCAUUGUGGAGCAGAUGUUAAUAUACUAGUGUUUGGAGACGAUACGUACAAUCGAGGAAACAGCACCCUAUUACACCUCAUUGCACACAGUGAUGACAUUGCUCUUGUUCAGCCCAUUGUGGAAUUACUCGUGGCAGCUGGUAUUCAUACUGAUCGUCUCGAUACUCACGGACACUUACCAGAACAAUGUGCAACAAAUACUGAAAUAAGACAGUUAUUACAUUCAAAACGAUCGUUGUUACUCAAAUGUCAAUGUGCUCAUUUGAUUCUUGCUGAGCAGAUAUCAUAUGAGUCAUAUUUAUCGAACAGCUUGAAGAGCUUCGUCCGUAUGCAUCGAAUUCAGAACUAG